Messenger RNA from Loa loa (African eye worm), 574 nucleotides. Its product is annotated as high mobility group protein 1. Bases 62 to 490 code for a protein of 142 amino acids. The transcript is spliced from 3 exons. Gene Ontology annotation, molecular function: transcription cis-regulatory region binding. The record is from RefSeq and is a predicted model, not a curated record. NCBI's taxonomy places the organism in Eukaryota, Metazoa, Nematoda, Chromadorea, Rhabditida, Onchocercidae.
UUUCAGAAUUUCAAAGUUUUCAUCCAACUACUUACCAUACAACUAACAAUCGUCAGUCAUCAUGGCUAAGACAGGAUCGAAAGGAUCAAAGAAGACCGGCAAAAGGUCGAGCGGAGCAUCAACAUCAAAGCAAAAGAAGGCGAAAAAAGUUAAAGAUCCGAAUGCACCAAAACGAGCAAAGUCAGCUUACAUGUUCUGGUUGUUGGAAAAUCGUUCACGUAUAGCGAAGCCUGGUAUGUCUGUCAUUGAUGUGAGCAAGGCAGCAGGUAUCGAAUGGGGUAAAGUAAAAGAUAAGAGCAAAUACGAGAAGAUGGCAAGCCAGGAUAAGCAACGAUAUGAAGCGGAAAAGAAAAAUACAAGAAGAAAUAAGAUUGAAGAAGAUCGAGGGCAACUAGUUUUUUUUUUUCUGCUUUUUCUUCUUCCAUUACACGUUGUUUUUAAGCUGUUAAUUUUAAUCUCGCAUAAUUUUGUUGUAGAACCUUUUUUCUGAAAUAUAUUUUUUGGUUUUCUCUCCAAAUAAUCUUGUUCCUUUUGCAUACACCAAAAUUUAUUACGAUAAAGAUUUCAUGUAGGA